This is a messenger RNA of Acanthoscelides obtectus, 370 nucleotides long. The record is from the annotation of a GenBank genome assembly. NCBI's taxonomy places the organism in Eukaryota, Metazoa, Arthropoda, Insecta, Coleoptera, Chrysomelidae.
GACUAAGGUAUUGACGAUUAUUGAUUAUUGUGCAAGCAUGGAUUUCGAUAACCUCAAAAACGUGUUCGACGAUGAUGGUAUACCCCCCCAUGAUUUUUUAUGGGGGGAUAAAAACUGUUGCAAAAAAGUGAUACUAAGUAAUGCUCAAGCUGCUUUGUCAGGGCUACCUGAUUCAGAUAUCGAAGAGGAUUUCGAUAAUGAAGUUGGGAAUAUGGAGGAUCGAAACAAUGAGGAUGAAGAAGAUGAAGAAUUUGAAGUACAACCAGGUUCAGAUCAAGAUUCAGAAGACGAGGAUUACAAUAUUCCGUUGUCUAUUAUGAAACAGAGGCUCAUGUCAAAAAAAGGAAAGCAUGCCAAAAGAAAAAUGUAA